AUGGCCUGGAAUGCCUAUCAUAUAUCUAUAUCAGGGGUCAUCCACUGCGCAGCAGAGAGGCGCCCAGAUGUCGCUGAAAAAAAUCCGAGUGCAGCGCAGAGGUUGAAUGCAGACGUUCCUGGCCAUCUUGCAUCGUUAUCAAAGCCCUUGGGCUUCAAGCUGGUAUACAUCUCCACUGACUAUGUUUUUGACGGCACCUCACCGCCGUACGGCCCGUCGUCGAUGACGAACCCUUUGCAAUUCUAUGGAAAAUCAAAGCGGGACGGAGAAAUCGCCGUCCUGGGUGUGGAGGGGGCACAGGCAACAGUGCUUCGAGUUCCUGUACUGUAUGGACCAGCCCCCAAGAAUUCAGAUUCAGCUAUCAAUAUUCUGCUCGACGUGGUCCAAGAUCAGUCAGGGAAGACAUACAAGAUGGACCACUACGCAACCCGUUAUCCUACUAACGUGGUUGAUAUAGCCAACUUUUUGGUACGCCUGACAGACGUCAAGAAGCCCCUUCCUCCGAUUAUUCAUUACUCUGGAGAUGAACCGUACACGAAAUACGAAAUAUGUCUCAUAUUUUCUAAAAUUAUUGGUCUCCCGCACACCCAUAUCAUCCCAGAUGCUGAGCCGCCUACCGGCGAAGGUGCGACGACUCGCCCUCGAGACUGCCGUCUAGACACGAGAGAAACGGAGGCUUUGGGCGUUGAAGGAGGGCUUAAUUUAUCCCUAUUCGAGGAGUGGUGGACGGCUAGAUCGAAGAAAUGA
This is a messenger RNA of Cyclocybe aegerita, 747 nucleotides long. The record is from the annotation of a GenBank genome assembly. Lineage: Eukaryota; Fungi; Basidiomycota; Agaricomycetes; Agaricales; Hemipholiotaceae.